Molecule: messenger RNA, 1814 nt
Organism: Cyprinodon variegatus (sheepshead minnow)
Lineage: Eukaryota; Metazoa; Chordata; Actinopteri; Cyprinodontiformes; Cyprinodontidae
Gene: cpvl
Product: carboxypeptidase, vitellogenic-like
Exons: 13
Coding region: 138-1577 (479 amino acids)
Biological process (GO): proteolysis
Molecular function (GO): serine-type carboxypeptidase activity
Source: RefSeq, a predicted model, not a curated record
CUCAUGUGACCUCCAAUCCAGUCACGUGACUCCGGUUCACUGCGAUGAUCUGUUUAAUACCACAGAGAGAGAUCACUGGCGCUUUUCUCCUCUCUGAAGCUUGAAACCUGCUUCGUUUCCAUAGAAACCACAGGAUAAUGAGGAUGCUGAGGGAAACUCUGGCUCUCCUGUUUCUCUGGGCCUGUCUGGACUCUGCAGCAGCCGCUCGAGGCUGCUCGUCGUUUUUCUGCAGGAAAUCUCACAGAGUCAGCAGUCUGAAUGGAGUGGACCCCGGGGCCCCUCUGUUUAUCACUCCUUAUCUGGAGAAAGGCGCCAUAGAUGAAGCCAGGAAGCUGAGUAUUGUUGGAGAAAUGCCUGGGGCCAAUGUCAAGAGUUACGCUGGAUAUUUCACUGUCAACAAGACCUACAACAGCAACCUCUUCUUCUGGUUCUUCCCUGCAUAUAUGGCAGGCCAGGACAAGGCUCCAGUACUGCUCUGGCUGCAAGGUGGACCAGGUGGCACCUCUAUGUUCGGCCUCUUUGUGGAACAUGGACCCUAUGUGGUUUACCAGAACCUGACUGUUGGUUUGAGGGAUUACGCAUGGACGAGCAGAUACUCAGUUUUGUACAUCGAUAAUCCGGUUGGAACAGGUUUCAGCUUCACUGAUGAUGACAGAGGAUUUGCUAAAAACCAGGAUGAUGUUGGGAGAGAUCUGUACAGUGCUUUAACACAGUUCUUCCAGCUCUUUCCUGAGUAUCAGUCCAACGAGUUCUAUGCAACUGGGGAGUCAUAUGCAGGGAAAUAUGUCCCUGCAGUUUCCUACUACAUCCACAAAAAUAAUCCCACUGCAAAGGUGAAGAUCAACUUCAAGGGCAUGGCUAUUGGGGAUGGACUCUGUGAUCCAGAAUUGAUGCUUGGUGGUUAUGGAGAGUUCCUGUAUCAGACAGGAAUGAUAGAUGAGCUCCAGAAGCAGUAUGUGGACAAACAGACGGACCUCGGCGUAGAACUUAUCCAGCAGCAGAAAUGGGUGGAGGCUUUUAAGGUUUUUGACUCUUUACUGAACGGCGACGUGGAUCCGUAUCCCUCCUUUUUCCAGAAUGCUACAGGCUGCACCAACUACUUCAACUACAUGAUGUGUCGGGAGCCUGAAGACCAGGAGUACUUCUCUCAGUUUGUGACUCUGCCUGCUGUGAGGAAGGCCAUCCAUGUGGGCAACCUGACCUUCCAUGAUGGCUCUGAGGUGGAGAAGCACCUCCUGCAGGAUGUCAUGAAGAGCAUCAAACCAUGGCUGGGCGUUCUGAUGGACAACUACAGGGUCCUAAUCUAUAGUGGUCAGCUGGAUGUGAUCGUAGCUGCUCCUCUGACCGAGAGAUUCCUGCCAACUGUAAACUGGAGUGGAGCAGCCGAGUAUAAAACAGCCCCCCGCUUCCCCUGGCAGCUCCAGCCCACUGACACUGAGGUGGCGGGCUACGUCAGGCAAGUCGGGGAGUUCUUCCAGGUCAUCAUCAGAGGAGGGGGACACAUCCUGCCUUAUGACCAGCCAGCGAGAUCCUUCGAUAUGAUCGACAGAUUUUUGUCAACAAGAGGCUGGGUGUGAAAGGAAAUUCUUAUGGGCUCACGGAACAUAUUGAUUUUAAAGAUGGUUGAUUGUCACAACAAACAAUUUUUUUGUGUAUUUUGUAUAUUUUAUCUGAUCCAUCAACUCUGAGCUCACUUUUUUUAUUUUACACAAAUCAGUUUGAAAAGUUUUGUUUUUGUUUGAUCAGACUUGAGCUUCUGCAAGAUUUUUGUGUGAAUAAACCUAAAAAUAAAGGUGCUUUAAAUAACAUGUCUU